Nerophis lumbriciformis (worm pipefish) is the source of this 3843-nucleotide messenger RNA. NCBI's taxonomy places the organism in Eukaryota, Metazoa, Chordata, Actinopteri, Syngnathiformes, Syngnathidae. The record is from RefSeq and is a predicted model, not a curated record.
AUGAUAGCAGCACCAGAAAUACCAGCAGAUUUCCCCUAUGCUCAGGAUACAGAUACACAAUUCUCAUCAGACACAGACUUUUCUGAAGAUCCAGAUGGAAGGAGUUCAAAUUCUACUAAAGGAAAGGGUGGAAAGAAGGGCAAGAAAGCAGCAAUUGACAAAGGCAAGGGGGCAAAGGGGCCAGGUCGGAUAAAUGGCCAUCACCAGGAGAAUGGCAUGGAAAGCAUAAUGCUGUUUGAGGUUGUUAAGAUGGGCAGGAGUGCAACACAGUCUGUUGUCGAUGACUGGAUCGAGUCUUACAAACAUGACAGAGAUGUUGCACUCCUUGAUCUCAUCAACUUCUUCAUCCAGUGUUCAGGGUGUAAAGGUGUUGUUAGUGGAGAGAUGUUCCGCAACAUGCAGAACUCAGAAAUUAUCAGACGAAUGACAGAGGAAUUUGAUGAGGACAGCGGAGAUUACCCUCUUACUAUAGCAGGGCCCCUGUGGAAGAAAUUCAAGUCAAGUUUUUGCGAAUUCAUUACAGUCCUAGUACGACAGUGUCAGUACAGUAUCAUCUAUGAUGAAUAUAUGAUGGACACAGUUAUCUCCCUUCUCACCGGACUAUCAGACUCUCAAGUCAGAGCCUUCAGACACACCUCUACACUGGCAGCAAUGAAGCUGAUGACAGCCCUGGUGAAUGUAGCUCUAAAUUUGAGCAUUAACAUGGAUAACACCCAGCGCCAAUACGAAGCAGAGAGGAAUAAAAUGGUGGCCAAACGGGCCAAUGACAGGCUUGAGCUCCUUUUACAGAAACGAAAAGAGCUCCAAGAAAACCAGGAUGAGAUUGAAAAUAUGAUGAAUGCAAUAUUUAAAGGAGUCUUUGUACAUCGAUAUCGUGACUCAAUAGCAGAAAUCAGAGCCAUCUGUAUAGAAGAGAUUGGCGUUUGGAUGAAGCUUUAUAGUGAUGCCUUCCUUAACGACAGUUAUCUAAAGUAUGUUGGAUGGACAAUGCACGACAAGCAAGGUGAGGUACGACUGAAGUGUCUGACAGCUCUCCAGGGUCUUUACUACAACAGAGAGCUGAAUGCCAGGCUGGAACUCUUCACUAGUCGCUUUAAGGACCGGAUUGUUUCCAUGACCCUUGAUAAGGAGUACGAUGUUGCAGUUCAAGCAAUCAAGUUGCUAACUUUAGUUUUGAAUAGUACAGAUGAGGUAUUGACCCCUGAGGAUUGUGAGAGCGUCUAUCAUCUGGUCUACUCUGCACACAGGCCUGUUGCGGUUGCAGCAGGAGAAUUCCUCUACAAGAAAUUGUUCAGCCAGAGGGAACCAGAAGAGGAAGGGGCCCCAAAGAGGAGAGGCAGACAAAGUCCCAAUGCCAACCUCAUCAAGACAACAGUCUUUUUUUUCCUGGAGAGUGAGCUCCAUGAACAUGCAGCCUACUUGGUGGACUCUCUCUGGGAUUGUGGUCCUGAGUUACUGAAGGACUGGGACUGUAUGAUCAGCUUACUAUUAGAUGACCCGUUACCAGGAGAGGAAGCUCUUUCAGACAGACAAGAGACAGCUUUGAUUGAAAUCAUGCUGUGCACUGUACGCCAGGCUGCUGAAUGUCACCCCCCGGUGGGAAGAGGCACAGGGAAGCGGGUGAUGACAGCUAAAGAAAAGAAGACUCAGCUGGAUGACAGAACGAGAAUGACAGAGCUCUUUGCUGUGGCUUUGCCCCCUCUUCUGGCCAAGUAUGCUGUGGAUGCAGAGAAGGUGACCAAUUUGUUGCAGCUUCCUCAGUUCUUCGACCUUGAAAUCUACACCACAGGACGUCUGGAAAAGCAUCUCGAAGCCCUGCUCCGCCAAAUCAAGGAAAUUGUGGAGAAGCACACAGACACUGAAGUUUUGGAGACAUGCUCUAAGACCUACCACGCCCUCUGCAAUGAGGAAUUCACCAUUUUUAACAGGGUAGACAUUGCCCGUUCCCAGCUGCUGGAUGAGCUGGUAGACAAGUUUAAUAGGCUACUGGAAGAUUUUCUACAAGAGUGUGAAGAUACUGAUGAAGAUGAUGCUUAUCAGGUUUUGUCAACUCUGAAGAGGAUCACAGCUUUUCACAAUGCACAUGAUCUGUCAGGAUGGGACUUGUUCACCAGCAACUUUAAGUUGCUCAACACAGGAAUAGAGAAUGGAGAUAUGCCUGAGCAGAUAGUUAUCCAUUCACUACAGUGCACCCACUAUGUGAUCCUGUGGCACCUGGCCAAGUUAUCUGAAGGCAGCUCUCGAAAGGAUGACAUGAUUACCUUACGGAAACAGAUGAGGGCCUUCUGUAUGAUGUGUCAGCGGUACCUCACAAAUGUUAAUACAGCUGUUAAAGAACAGGCAUUCACCAUCCUUUGUGACCUCUUGCUCAUCUUCAGCCACCAGAUGGUGGCUGGAGGUAGGGAACAUCUAGAGCCUUUGGUCUAUUCCCCUGAAGAUUCGCUUCAGUCUGAACUGCUCGCCUUCAUCCUAAAUCACGUCUUCAUAGAUCAGGAUGAUGACACCAAUAGCACAGAUGGGCAACAGGAUGAUGAAGCAGUGAAGAUUGAAGCUUUACAUAAGAGGAGAAACCUCUUGGCUGGCUAUUGUAAACUGAUCAUCUAUUGUGUUGUAGAAAUGAAAACCGGAGCUGACAUUUUCAAACAGUACAUGAGGUAUUACAACGAUUACGGUGACAUCAUCAAGGAAACGAUGAGUAAGACCCGGCAAAUUGACAAGAUUCAGUGUGCCAAAACCCUCAUUCUCAGCCUUCAGCAGCUUUUCAAUGAAAUGCUGUCAGAGCUGGGACACGGGUUUGAUCGCUCCUCCUCUGCUUUCUGCGGAAUCAAAGAGUUGGCCCGUCGAUUUUCUCUAACCUUCGGCCUUGAUCAAGUGAAAACCAGAGAUGCCAUCGCCAUGCUGCACAAGGAUGGAAUAGAGUUUUCCUUUAAGGAUCCAAGUCCCCAAGGGGACGGAGGCCCUCCCCUCAACCUGGCAUUCUUAGACAUCCUCAGCGAAUUCUCCUCGAAGCUGAUGAGACAAGACAAGAGGACUGUCCACAUGUACUUGGAGCGUUUCAUGACGUUCCAGAUGGCACUGCAAAGAGAGGACUGCUGGCUCCCCCUCAUUUCAUACAGGAAUUCCCUACAGGCUGGUGGUGAUGACGACACCAUGUCUGUGAUGAGUGGCUACUCCAGCAGAGGCUCCUCGGUUCGUUCGAAAAAGUCCAAGGCUCCCGCUGCUACAACCGGAACGUCUGCAGCAAAGAGGAAGCUGCCAGAAGGUAGCAAAACUUCCGUUACAGAGGAAAGCAGUAGCAGUGAGGUGUGGCAGCAGAGCAUUCAGACCCCAGUCAUGUUGCCAUCCCCCCACCUCACCUCCACUGCCAUGCGAGACCCAAAAAGAGGUCGUGAUGAUAGCUACAUGGGUGUCUACGCGCUCCCACACGACCAGCCACAGCCCCACCAACACCCACAACAACAUCACCAACAGACACCUCAGCAUCACCAGACCCCCAUGGAUUACAAUUCGCAAGUGACGUGGAUGCUGGCCCAGAGACAGCAAGAAGAGGCACGUCAGCAGCAGGAAAGAGCCAUGAACUACGUCAAGCUCAGGACCAAUCUGCAGCACGCCAUUCGUCGCGGCACCGGCCUCAUGGAGGAAGACGAAGAGCCAAUUGUGGAAGAUGUGAUGAUGUCAUCCGAGGGUCGUAUGGAUGACCUCAAUGAAGGCAUGGACUUUGAUACAAUGGACAUUGACCUGCCCCCAUCUAAAAAUCGCCGUGAGAGGUCCGAGCUCAAACCGGACUACUUUGACCCAGCCUCUAUUAUGGAUGAGUCGGUCCUGGGAGUGUCUAUGUUUUAA